AGCGAAUUAGUGAUCCAUUUUUAUUCUUCUUCGAACGUUCAGCUGAUCACUUGUCUCUCGCUCGCUUAAAUCCAUCUAAAACAAAAACAAGCACAUAUUUUUUCGAUCUCUCUCCACCGAAUCUUGUUUUCAAAUACAAUUUUUUUUCAACACAAUAAAACACAGAUCCGUCCUCUGGAUCUUCACUUUCCAAUCGCAACAUUCUUGAUUUAUAAUGACCACGGGAGAGCUUCUCAGCAUCGAGCCUAUGGAGCUCAAGUUUCCUUUUGAGCUUAAGAAGCAGAUCUCUUCUUCGCUUCUAUUGUCCAAUAAAACCGAUAAUUAUGUUGCUUUCAAGGUGAAAACAACAAAUCCAAAGAAGUAUUGUGUGCGUCCGAAUACGGGGAUCGUCCUGCCUCGGUCAACAUGUGAUGUUAUUGUUACUAUGCAAGCCCAAAAAGAGGCACCUGCUGACAUGCAAUGCAAGGAUAAGUUUCUUCUUCAGAGUGUAAAGGCAAAUGAUGGUAUAACUGCUAAGGAUAUUAAUGCGGAAAUGUUCAAUAAGGAGGCAGGGCAUGUGUUCGAAGAGUGCAAAUUGAGAGUGGUUUAUGUAUCUCCGCCUCAACCACCAUCCCCUGUUCCUGAAGGAUCAGAAGAAGGUUCUGGAUCAGACAAUGGACAUGUGAAUGGAGCUGAGUUUGUUAAUGCUACAAAAUCAUUUAGUGAGCGGCUUGAAGCUCAUGAUAAAUCUGUAGAGGCAAGAUCUCUUAUUUCAAAGCUGAGUGAGGAAAAAAAUAAUGCUAUUCAACAAAAUAACAAGCUUCGUCAGGAACUGGAAUUCCUGAGGCGUGCAGGCAACAAAAACCGUGCUGGCGUAUCAUUCAUAUUUGUUAUCUGCGUUGGUUUGCUUGGCAUAAUUAUGGGGUACAUGAUGAAGAGAUCUUAAGCAUCUGUCCACUAUAGAGUUUUGCCAGUAUUUUUCUCUAGAUUUCCCUUUGUCCCUAAUCAGAGAAGGUGAUAAAAGGGAUGAAAAGGAAAAAACUAAUGAGCAGACGUGUUUUUGGUAGUGGUUAAAUUAUCAAACUUUUUUAGGCGCUAGUUACUGAAAUUUUAGUGUAUUGUGCGUGAGUCGUGCUUUUGUUCACAUGCAUUCUUUUGUAACUUAAAAAGAAUACUUUUCACUUGUGGUUAAGCCUGAAGGAUUCUGAUAAUUGAAAUACAAGUGACUUAAUAAAUCUACUGCUUGGAGAUUA
Messenger RNA from Mangifera indica (mango), 1232 nucleotides. RefSeq names its product vesicle-associated protein 1-2-like. The coding region runs from base 215 to 925 and encodes 236 amino acids. The transcript is spliced from 8 exons. Gene Ontology annotation, cellular component: endoplasmic reticulum membrane; plasma membrane. Gene Ontology annotation, biological process: endoplasmic reticulum membrane organization. NCBI's taxonomy places the organism in Eukaryota, Viridiplantae, Streptophyta, Magnoliopsida, Sapindales, Anacardiaceae. The record is from RefSeq and is a predicted model, not a curated record.